CGAACGCCGUCGCCAAUUUUAACGCCACCCCAGUCAUCACAUUACCGAGAUCAAGGAUCCAGGUCGUGACUGGAAUCUACACUCAGCACCUACAACAAUAAGCACUCCAACCUCCAAUCCAACAAGAUGUCUUACAACAAGCCCGAGAAGGACUUCGGUGAGGGUCCCAAGAUCCACAAGAUCCGAAUCACCCUCACCUCUCGCAACGUCAAGUCCCUCGAGAAGGUCUGCCAGGAGCUCAUCGACCGUGCCAAGAACAAGGAGCUCCGCGUCAAGGGUCCCGUCCGCCUGCCCACCAAGCACCUCAAGAUCACCACCCGCAAGACCCCUUGCGGUGAGGGUUCCAAGACCUGGGACACCUACGAGAUGCGAAUCCACAAGCGUCUUAUCGACCUCCACGCCCCCACCGAGGUCGUCAAGCAGAUCAUCAUCAACAUCGAGGCCGGUGUCGAGGUUGAGGUCACCAUUGCUGCUUAAUCGCUUGCUUUUGGGCAACGGAUACGGAGGAGUGUCACGGGUCUGAGUAGACAAGUGGCAAUGAACAGCUAUAGCAGCUGGGAAUAUGAAAAUAAAAUGAUUAAAUACUCCACACUGUUCUGCACAACGAUGUUGCCCGUUUCUUCUAGUGUU
Molecule: messenger RNA, 630 nt
Organism: Bipolaris sorokiniana ND90Pr
Lineage: Eukaryota; Fungi; Ascomycota; Dothideomycetes; Pleosporales; Pleosporaceae
Exons: 3
Coding region: 127-477 (116 amino acids)
Biological process (GO): translation
Cellular component (GO): cytosolic small ribosomal subunit; ribosome
Molecular function (GO): structural constituent of ribosome
Source: RefSeq, a predicted model, not a curated record